GUAUCCACUCCCACGGGCUCCCCUCCCCUAAAACCCUAGCUAAACCCCAGCCCCUCCCCAUGGCUCUCCUUGCCUGAGCGCCGCGCCCGCCGGCCGGACCUCCCGGCCCCUCUCUGGCAUGGCGCUCCAGCUCCGCCGUCUGCUCCCGCACGGCUACGCGCGCCGCCACCGCGCCGUUACCCACGCGCUCGCGCCGCCGCCGCCUCCCGCAAUGCUUCAGUUUGGGGUGUCUCACAGAUAUUCUUGCACCUCCUUGCCCUUUUCACCCUUCCGUCCUUGUGAAAUGUGCAGAGUUGCAUUCAGGAGUAAUUCAGCUAGGCAAAUGUCUUCACAGAUUAGCUCCCGGGUUGCCCUAGGGCUCAAAAGUAGUACCUUUUUUACUACUGGCCUUUUAGACAGGUGUAGUUCUAUAAGUUUCAGGGCAACUGAUACCUGUGGAAUUGCUUUAAAGGCUAAUAAUAUUGGUCAUUCACGGUCCUUCUCAACUGGAUGCAAUAAAAAGCUAAGGUUUCUCAUUAAAAAUAAGAGUUUAUUUGGUAAUCCAAAUAUGAGAAGGGAGGAUGGAAGUGGAAGUGUAGCAAAUAAUUUGUUUCAUAGAUAUGAGAAACGACAAAGCACAUUAGCUGCAUGUAGCAUCGUUGUUGAUGAGGCUUCAACAUCUACUAGUAACAGCAGCAAAAGUGUUACCAAUACUAAGAUGGACAGUGCCAAGAGGAAGAGUUCUACAGGAAGCAAAAAAGAAGUUGAUGCAGAUAUGAAAGAAAAGAAAGUAUCUACCAAGAAAAAGAGGAUAUUUGGUCGAACUCGUAAAGCUGCAACAAAGACAACUGAGGGUAUUAGUGUGAACCAAGAGGACAAGAAGGCUGACAACUCUAAAUCAAAAAAGGGUGCUGAUAGUUCUAAAGAGCAAAAGGUGAAUAACAGGUCGAAGUCAAAAGCAAAGGAUUCCGUUGCUUCUACUGCUCCUGCUGAAGCUGAGAUUUGUAUGAAGACCUUUGUUGAUGGUUCUGGCAGUGAGAGAAAGCCACUUAUGCCCCUUUAUCCUCCCACAGCCAAAUCAGUUGUUGUUGUGGAAUCAGUCACGAAAGCAAAAGUAAUUCAAAAAUACCUUGGGGACAUGUAUGAAGUGUUACCAAGCUAUGGUCACGUGAGGGAUUUAUCAGGUAGAUCAAGAUCAGUCUGCCCUGAUGAUGACUUCAGCAUGGUCUGGGAGGUGCCUGCUGCUGCCUGGACACACCUUAAGAGCAUUAAAGUAGCAUUGAAAGAAGCAGAAAUUUUGAUUCUUGCAUCUGAUCCUGACCGUGAAGGUGAAGCAAUUGCUUGGCACAUUAAGGAAAUGCUUGAACAGCAAAAUGCGUUGGGCUGCGAUGUGACUGUUGCAAGAGUUGUUUUCCAUGAAAUAACGGAGGAUGCUAUUAAAAAAGCUUUAAUGUCCCCAAGAUAUAUUGAUAUGAACUUAGUUAAUGCUUAUCUUGCACGCCGUUCUCUUGAUUAUCUGAUUGGCUUCGGCAUAUCGCCACUUCUUUGGAGGAAGUUGCCUGGUUGCCAGUCAGCUGGACGAGUACAAUCUGCAGCUUUGGCACUUGUAUGUGAUCGGGAAGCUGAAAUAGAACAGUUUAAGCCACAAGAGUAUUGGACAGUACAGACAGAAUUCAAAACCCAAUAUGCAGACCCUUCAAAUGGCACAUGCAUUCCAUCCCGGAUAAAGCAUCUGAAUUCAAAAAAGCUGGAUCAACUUUCCAUACGUUCUCAAGAAGAAGCCCAAGCUAUAGAAAAGAGGAUUCAUUCUUCUCAGUUCGAGGUUAUAGGUGUUAAAAGAAGUAAAAUGCACAAGAAUCCUCCAAUGCCAUAUAUUACAUCCAGCCUUCAACAGGAUGCAUCAAACAAACUACAUUUUGCUGCAGGUUAUACCAUGAAGGUUGCCCAAAAGCUUUAUGAAGGUGUAAGCCUUUCAUCAGAAGAAGCAACUGGGUUAAUAACGUACAUAAGAACAGAUGGGUUCCAUAUUUCUGAUGGGGCUGCAGAAGAUAUCCGUUCAUUAGUCAAAGAAAGAUAUGGUCAGGAGUAUGCUUCAGAGGACAUCAGGAAGUAUUUAAAGAAAGUGAAAAACGCUCAAGAAGCCCAUGAAGCCAUAAGGCCCACCAGUAUAAGGAGAUUACCAUCAUCUUUGGUUGGAAUACUUGAUGAUGAUUAUUUAAAACUGUACACUCUAAUAUGGAAAAGAACGAUGGCUUGCCAAAUGGAAGCUUCCAGAACUGAGAUGAUUCAAGUUGAUAUUGGUACUCCUGAAGGAGACAUGAUUUUUCAUUCAGCUGCAUCAAGACUUGACUUCGAAGGAUACCAAGCCGUAUACGAGGACACCGAGGCAAGUCCAUCAUGUGACAACUCUGAGGCAGAUGCUGUGCAUGAGGAUCACUUUGAGGCCUUGUCCAAAUUAGAGGUUAAGGACUUGGUGUCUCCUGCUAACGUGCAUCUUGCACAGCACUUUACGAAGCCGCCAUCACAUUAUUCUGAGGGUGCAUUAAUUAAAAAGCUAGAAGAACUUGGAAUUGGAAGGCCAUCUACGUACGCGUCUAUAAUGAAAGUGUUACAGGACCGGAACUACUUGACAAUAAAAGGCCGAGUUCUGCACCCUGAAUUCCGUGGUCGAAUGGUCUCAGCAUUUCUUCUGCAUCAUUUCUCUGAGGUCACUGAUUACAGCUUUACUGCGAACAUGGAGACAGAGCUAGACAAUAUCUCUGCUGGGUCAACUGAAUGGAAGGGCCUUCUGAAAGAUUACUGGGAACGGUUCAGUAAAUAUUGUGCAGAUGCUAAUCAAUUGGAUGUCAGAAAGGUAGAAAGAAUGCUUGAAGAAAAAUUCGGUUCUAUCCUCUUUCCUGAUCUUGACAGUGAUAGUAGGAUUUGCCCUAGUUGUUCUGAAGGAACCCUGAGAUUUAAAGUUAGUAGGUACGGUGAAGGCUAUUUUAUAGGCUGUGAUCGACAUCCAAAAUGCAAGUACAUUGCUCGCACAUUGUCACAGGAAGACGACGAAAAUGAAGCCUCCGAGGAAACUCAGAGGUCUUUUACACCCAGGUUACUUGGUGUCAUGCCAGAUUCCGGCGAAAAGGUCUUUUUGAAACAAGGUCCGUAUGGUUACUACGUCCAGGUUGGAGAGGAUAAAAAAGGACUGUUUCCGAAAAGGGCUUCCCUUUCUGAGGUCAAAGAUGUAGACUCUAUCACUAUAGAAGAUGCAAUUGAGCUAUUGCAGUAUCCCAAAAUUCUGGGAAAACAUCCUGAUGAUGGUCAUCCUGUACUUAUGACACACUCUAAAGCUGGAUUUAACGUCAAGCACAGGAGAAGUCUUGCUCCAGUUCCAAAGAAUGCAGACCCAAAGCAGAUUACGAUUGAGCGUGCGCUGAAGCUUCUGACUGGUAAAAAGGUGAAAAAAAUUGGUCGACCAAAGGGGAAAGCUAAGAAAAAAGAACCCAUUGAAUGGCAUUAGCUGCCUACCAUGUGUGCUUGGCAGUUGGUUAGAGAAUUAUACCCAUGUAUGAAAUUCAGAGUUGGUCAGCAUCAAGCAUAAGUCAAUAUUUGUUCGAUAAAGUGGCUCGGCCUUCUGUGUGCUUUGUUAUGAGAGCAGAAAGGGAUCCACUCAUGAAGGGCGGCUGGUCGACAAGCAUAUGGAACUUGUACUCACAAGCUGAUGCCCUAUGAUUUGGUAAUAAAGGUGGACUUCUCCGUAUUGGCCAAGAAGAUACAUACGCAAGCAACUGCGGGUCAUAUCUCUUCAUUUCAUUCUUUUUCUUUAGUCAUCAUCGACAGUUGUAUAGAACACAUGAACACAACUUACCAGACUAUAUACCCAUAGGUUUUGUUUUUACGAAUUGCAGUUUAAAGUGAACUUAAGCUGCUAAUGUUGCCGCAAAGAUCAGAGGGUGGUUUGAUCACCCAUUUUUGUUCCUUUGGAAUAUAUCCCCUUUUCUUUCAGGGUGAAUGAUGUAAUAUUUUUUGGAAACGAAAUUUUUUGUUCUUCUA
Phragmites australis (common reed) is the source of this 4014-nucleotide messenger RNA. RefSeq lists its product as uncharacterized. Gene Ontology annotation, biological process: DNA topological change. The record is from RefSeq and is a predicted model, not a curated record. The coding region runs from base 119 to 3481 and encodes 1120 amino acids. The transcript has 21 exons. NCBI's taxonomy places the organism in Eukaryota, Viridiplantae, Streptophyta, Magnoliopsida, Poales, Poaceae. Gene Ontology annotation, molecular function: DNA topoisomerase type I (single strand cut, ATP-independent) activity; DNA binding. Gene Ontology annotation, cellular component: chromosome.